Messenger RNA from Closterium sp. NIES-67, 2150 nucleotides. Lineage: Eukaryota; Viridiplantae; Streptophyta; Zygnematophyceae; Desmidiales; Closteriaceae. The record is from the annotation of a GenBank genome assembly.
CUGCUGAUUUUCUGCCAGCUCACUCCUCCCCACCUCCAGGGCCAGAGCCAUACUCACCGGCUUUUCUUCUGAUCCGCAUUCAGAACGUUCCAUUCUUCUCUGGCCUCCGAAUGAAGAGCUCGGCGUUUACACGAGGAUACACGCAUGGGGAAGCUCCGACCGCUUCUCCCGGCCUUCAAUUGUUCUUCUUGACGUGGUGCUUCUUCGACUCUGCAAGCAACGGAAACACAUCAGGACGCCGUUAUGAAUCUCAGUCGGAUGAAAUCCGGGUACAUUUGAGGGCACCGCUCUCGACUAGCAAUCGUUCGGUUCGUCAUCAUGACGGGUGGCGGCCGUUCUCGGCUGCUGUCGCUACCAAUCGAGCUUCUCGAGGCCAUCUUUACUCGCAUCGUUCACCCACCCGAUCUCGACAGCGUUGCACUUACCUGCUCUCGCCUCCGGCAGCUGAUACGCUGCGCGCCGCUUUCGCUCAGCGUCAACCUCGUCUCUCCUUCAAGGCCCAUCGGACCUAGUGAAUGGUUCAAUCUGCUGAAGCACUACUCAAAGGCGUUGCAUCACCAGUUUAUCCGUGGAGAUCCCUGUUCGCCUGGAGAACCGGCUGCUGGCGGCUCUGGGAUCGAGCUGCCCGGAAUUGAAGGAGCUGGUGAUCAUGGCACGGCUUCAUACUAAUCGACGGAAUGAUGGAAGUGUGGAGGACGUUUGCAAGAAAGUGCACGCAAUUGUCGUCGCUGGAUCUGGGCCCACCCACUUCCGCAGACACAUCUCUGGACGCCAGGGCAACCCUCCCCCCUCUGGACGCCUUUCGUUCUCUGCAGUCCCUCAUCCUCCGCUUCGUAUAUUGCCUCCCUUCGUCGCUGCCGCUCCCUCACCUCCCUCGCUCUCUGGAAACCCAAAGGUUUCACCAUCUUCUCCCUUGCCUCCUCCUCCUCCUUCCGCCUCUCCCUCCGCUCGCUCUGCAUUCCAUCUGCCAACCUACACGAUCGCCUUGAAUCCCUCUGGUCCUUCCCCCGCCUCGCCUCUCUGGCCUUGCUUUCAUGCAAGUUCCACGAACUCGAGCUGCUCACCCUCUCUCGCUCCCUGCACUCCCUCACACGCCUCAGCAUCGAGAACUGCCUUGGGGCCUGCAGCUGUUCAGUGGCAGCCAUGGUGCCGAGCCAACCCUUCCCUCUCCAACCUCUCCCUCACUGGCGACACCUAUCACCUCUUCCGUUCAGAGGGCGUUGCACCCGAUCUCCGCUUCCUCAGGCUGUCUCGCCUAUCCUCCUUCAGCCCUGGCGUGCUGGCAUGCUGCUUGGUAGAUUUUCUGACGAUUGAAGAAAGUGAGAUAUCCCUGGGAGGGCUUGCAUGCAUGCUGGUGCGGGUGCAGGACAGGGAAGAAGAUGUGGACGGAGAAGGGGAAGGCAUGGAACAGUCAGGCAGCACAAGGACAGCGGCCGGAGCCUUGGAGAGGAGCGGGUAUCAAAUGCCUGUGGAAUGGAUCUGGGCUGACCUUGAAGGGCUGAUGCUUAAGCAGUGUCGUUUGAUCCUUACUCCUGACUAUGUCUUUCUGCCCACAAGGCCUCCCCCUAUGCCGCCUCCUGCGCUCCGUGUUUACCCCAGUUGUUCCUAUUAGUAAUCCCCCAGGUCCAAGCAUCCCAUAUGUCCCAUUCGAGGUGGGGGCAUGUGUUGCUAUCUUUGGAAGGCUGAAGAGGCUCGUACUGAUGCAGUGCACUGGGCUCGACAAGCAGGAGCUGCUUGGACUGCUGCAUGCAUGCCCCAUGCUGGUGAGUGGAACUCGAUAUGGAGCAGGAUGAGGUCAUGUCAGACCGUGUGCUGCUUGGAAGCAGGCUGGAGAUGCUCAGGUAUCUCACUCUGGUGGUCUGCAGUGAAAUCUCUGCUGCUGGCAUUGCAUACCUGCCUCAGAUUUUUCCACAAUUGCGCCUACUGAAGGUGGAAGGGGAUAAGGUCUCUGAAGGGUGUUCUGAAGUGUUGCUCCGUGCUGGCGUGGAAGUGAGUAAGGUGUAGCUCGACAACCAGAGCAGCAGAUAUAGAGCUCGAGUGAUCCUUGUAUAGUCAGGUCAGAAUGGAUGUGCUUCUUCCGUUGCUUGCACCUUACUGAUUUUCGCCAAGGCAAAUCUUGGCCUGAAAUGUGUAUUCACGGAAAUGACAGG